UGGGCGUCCCUCCCUCUGGGCGUCCCUCCCUCUGGGCGUACCUCUGGGCGUCCCUCCCUCUGGGCGUUCCUCUGGGCGUCCCUUCCUCUGGGCGUCCCUUCCUCUGGGCGUCCCUCCCUCUGGGCGUUCCUCUGGGCGUCCCUUCCUCUGGGCGUCCCUUCCUCUGGGCGUCCCUCCCUCUGGGUGUCCCUCCCUCUGGGCGUUCCUCUGGGCGUCCCUCCCUCUGGGCGUACCUCCCUUUGGGCGUACGAGUACCUCCCUCUGGGCGUUCCUCUGGGCGUCCCUCCCUCUGGGCGUACCUCCCUUUGGGCGUACCUCCCUUUGGGCGUACCUCCCUCUGGGCGUUCCUCUGGGCGUCCCUCCCUCUGGGCGUCCCUCCCUCUGGGCGUACCUCCCUUUGGGCGUCCCUCCCUCUGGGUGUUCCUCCCUCUGGGCGUUCCUGUGGGCGUUCCUCUGGGCGUCCCUUCCUCUGGUCGUCCCUCCCUCUGGGCAUCCCUCCCUCUGGGCGUACCUCUGGGCGUCCCUCCCUCUGGGCAUCCCUCCCUCUGGGCGUACCUCUGGGCAUCCCUCCCUCUGGGCGUCCCUCCCUCUGGGCGUCCCUCCCUCUGGGCAUCCCUCCCUCUGGGCGUUCCUCUGGGCGUCCCUUCCUCUGGGCGUCCCUCCCUCUGGGCGUCCCUCCCUCUGGGCAUUCCUCUGGGUGUCCCUCCCUCUGGGCGUUCCUCUGGGUGUCCCUUCCUCUGGGCGUCCCUCCCUCUGGGCGUACCUCCCUCUGGGCGUACCUCUGGGCGUACCUCCCUCUGGGCGUACCUCUGGGCGUCCCUCCCUCUGGGCGUUCCUCUAGAUUGUUUUUACUUUGUCUGUCUUCUGGUUUUUGCCUUGAGACAUUUUACCUGUCUGGUUCUGUUCCUGUGUUUGCAUCAGUUUCACCUUUUUUUUCUCCCCUUUCUUCUUGUUUGGCAUUACAUAUCAUUUAAAAGUUAGCAGCUUAAAAUGCACUAACCAGACUACCGUUUGAAGUCAGAAGUCACAAACAAACAUAAACGUACCCAUUCCAGCUCUCUAAAGUACCACCAGGUGGGGUACAAGUCUCCAAAACACCUUCAGA
Labrus bergylta (ballan wrasse) is the source of this 1105-nucleotide messenger RNA. The record is from RefSeq and is a predicted model, not a curated record. Lineage: Eukaryota; Metazoa; Chordata; Actinopteri; Labriformes; Labridae.